AUGGUUAUUAUGACAAUGAUUGCUCGGGUGGCCGAUGGCCUCCCAUUGACUGCUUCCAUACAAGAAGAUGAAGAAAGUAAAAAAUGUCAAUUCAUUUGUGGUAGAACCGUUUUAGAAUAUCAAAAUCAAGCUAAAAUGUUAUUUAGAAAACUCACACCUGCAAGUCCUACUAGAUGUACAAUUCAAACUGGACCUUACUUAUUUCAUUACCUCAUAGAACAUGAUGUCUGCUAUUUAGUUCUUUGUGAAAAAAAUUAUUCUAAAAGACUAGCUUUUUCUUAUUUAGAAGAUUUAGCUCAAGAGUUCAGAUCACAAUAUGGUAGGCAUAUUCAUUCAGUGUCAAGGCCUUAUAGCUUCAUUGAAUUUGAUAUUUACAUUAGAAAAGCGAAAAAAUCAUAUAUGGAUUCGAGAACGAGAAGAAAUUUAAAUAAUUUAAAUACAGAAUUACAAGAUGUACAGAGAAUAAUGGUUCAAAAUAUUGAUGAUGUUUUGCAAAGAGGUGCAGUGCUUUCAGAAUUGGAUACAAAAGCCCAAAACUUGUCUAUGUUGUCACAGCAGUAUAAAAAAGAUGCUUCAAUUCUUAAUAGUAAGUCAAUGAUGGUAAAAGGUGCUGCAAUCGGAGCCGUUUUAUUCGUUUUUAUCAUGUACUUUUGGAUAUUAUGA
Molecule: messenger RNA, 663 nt
Organism: Pediculus humanus corporis (human body louse)
Lineage: Eukaryota; Metazoa; Arthropoda; Insecta; Psocodea; Pediculidae
Product: Vesicle-trafficking protein SEC22B, putative
Exons: 5
Coding region: 1-663 (220 amino acids)
Biological process (GO): endoplasmic reticulum to Golgi vesicle-mediated transport; retrograde vesicle-mediated transport, Golgi to endoplasmic reticulum; vesicle fusion with Golgi apparatus
Cellular component (GO): endoplasmic reticulum membrane; SNARE complex; Golgi membrane
Molecular function (GO): SNAP receptor activity
Source: RefSeq, a predicted model, not a curated record